Sipha flava (yellow sugarcane aphid) is the source of this 1542-nucleotide messenger RNA. RefSeq lists its product as uncharacterized. NCBI's taxonomy places the organism in Eukaryota, Metazoa, Arthropoda, Insecta, Hemiptera, Aphididae. The transcript has 4 exons. Gene Ontology annotation, biological process: regulation of transcription by RNA polymerase II. Gene Ontology annotation, cellular component: nucleus; transcription regulator complex. The record is from RefSeq and is a predicted model, not a curated record. Bases 508 to 1116 code for a protein of 202 amino acids.
GGUGGCACUGGAGAAUUUUAUCUUCAUUGUGGUGUCUGGCGGCCUUAGCCUUCGUAGUGAAUGUCGUCGGCACCAUCUCGCUCUCUUUUACGUGUCUUCAUGGUGUGCACAUCGAAAUUCAUUUUUGUUUUAGUUUACGUUAAAUUCACGUUUUGUUACAUUUUUAAGUUUGUUGCUUAUCUUCGUUGGUGAUUGUGAUUCAGUGGUCGCACGUACCAGACUGUUACAUUUUUAUUUUGUAUAAUUUUAAACACUGCGGUGUGCCGUCUAAGGCAAUUGUCGUCACAGUUCUGGUGCGGUCGCGUCGGGAUAAAAUCCGCCACCAAUUACAGUCAUCACAUGCCCUCCUCACACGGGGAUACUCAAAAGAAACUGCAAUCGCCUAGAUACUAGGAGACUAGGCGACUAGGCAACUGCGCAUGUGUGUUUGAAUGGCGUCGUUCAGACGGCGCUACUAAAGUCGCCGCGACUGAUAAACUGACGCGACUAGUCAACUGGCGACUAGACAUGCCGGUCUCCUCGCUACUUUGGUUGAUCGAGUUGCUUGAAAAGUAUCCCGAGCUAUAUAAUUAUACCUUAAAAAGCUACUCCAAAAGAAAUGUAACGGAAAAAGCUUGGAGUGAAGUAGCCAUAGAAGUUAUGCUCACAGUAAACGAGUGUAAAGAAAUAUGGAAGAACCUCCGUUCCACAUUUGUCCGUCAUAUGAAACCCCCUGCCAGUGGUUCCAGUUCCAAAAGUAAAAAACCUUAUUAUUUGACAGAAUUCAUGCAAUUUGCGCUUCCAUUCAUAAGAGCAUUGGGUACGCCAGUUGGAAAUUUAUCUGAUUGCCCUCAACAAAGUCCAACUGAGCUAGAACAAGAUUCUGAAGAUCAGACACAAAAUGAAAUAUACAAUGAUGAAGAAAAUGAAGAAUUUCAACUAUCACAUGUAAAUAACGAUCUGUCACCACCAAACUGUCCUACCCAACUACCUUCAUGUCCAAUACAAGUACAACAAGACAAUGUUUCUAAUGAAAAAUCGUUAAGUGACACAUAUAAAACAUUUCCAACUCCGAGGAAAGGAAAAUUUCAGAAGCGAGCAGAUACUGAUGUGGACAAAUCCUUUAUGGAAUACUAAAAUAUCAAAAAAAAAAAAAAAAAUAGAAACAACUCCUAAUGAGCGCAACCAACAAAAAAAAAUGUUUCUUCUGAGUUUGCUACCCGAGAUUGAACCCAUGACAAACGCACAAAUGAUUUCAUUUAGGCGUAGAGUUCUGCAGCUUAUUGAUGAUAUAUUGAAUCCAGCUCCAUAUCUACAACUAUCUCUACCACAACUUAUCAACAUACACAAACAAGCUCUCUUAUGUCAUCACAUUCACCACUAGCUAGUACAAGUACGGAUCACUCUCCUCAGAGUAAUUCUACCUUCAACAACCCAAUGUCAGUAGAAGAGCUACAGCAUAAUGACACGGAAAGUUUAUACUACCAAGUCGUCCGUGAUGCUUUGACCACCGAUAAUAUAGAAUAAUACAGUAAUAUAAUAUGAAAAAUACUACCUAAUGCG